This is a messenger RNA of Neltuma alba, 1686 nucleotides long. Its product is annotated as organic cation/carnitine transporter 3-like. The record is from RefSeq and is a predicted model, not a curated record. Lineage: Eukaryota; Viridiplantae; Streptophyta; Magnoliopsida; Fabales; Fabaceae. Gene Ontology annotation, cellular component: membrane. Bases 1 to 1686 code for a protein of 561 amino acids. The transcript is spliced from 4 exons. Gene Ontology annotation, molecular function: transmembrane transporter activity. Gene Ontology annotation, biological process: transmembrane transport.
AUGGCCAAUUCACAUUCAACCCCUCUUCUUUCCCAAUCCAAAUCUACCGAUGAAUCUGAAGUUCCACAGCCUGAGAAACACCUUCCAUCUCUGGGCUCCACAAUGGAACGUUGCUUAUCAGGAUUCACCCCUUCCCAGUUCCUCCAACCCCUUCACAUUUCCUUCGCUUGGAUUUUCGAUGCCCACCAAAUUUUCAUCACUGUCUUUACUGACGCCCAACCCCCACCGUCCUCCCCCGCCCACCACGGCGGCUCCUCUUACUAUUCCAUCAUCUCCGAGUGGAACUUAAAUCUUGAGGACGACCCCAUACUCACGGGCCUCCCAUCCUCCUCCUUCUUCAUCGGCAGCCUCGUCGGCGGUUUUGCACUAUCCACUCUCGCUGAUACGUCCUUGGGCCGCAAGAACAUGCUCUUCCAUUCUUGUCUCUUCAUGUCCCUCUCUUCAUUGCUCGCAGCCUACUCUCCAAACGUUUGGGUCUAUUCUUGUCUCAGGUUUCUCUCUGGUUUUGGUAGAGCCACCAUCAGUACCUCCGCCCUCGUCCUCGCCUACGAGCUCGUCGGAAAGCAGUGGCGAGGCCAGGUGGGUGUCAUGGGAUUCUUGUGCUUCACUCUUGGCUUCCUCUCACUCCCGGCCAUGGCAUACUUAAACCGAAACUCCUCAUGGAGAAACCUCUAUAUAUACACAUCCAUCCCAACAAUAUUAUACUGUGUGUUAGUAAAACUCCUCGUACACGAAUCUCCUAGGUGGUUCCUCUUAAGAGGAAGGAAAGAGGAAGCCAUCGAUACACUAAGAUGCAUCGCAUCAAUAUCUCAAAGCUCAUUGAAUUUAGCCAUUUGUGAAGUGUUUGAGACCGAGGAAAGUUCGGAUGAUAACAUGAAUUUAUACUCGGCACUGAAGGUUUUGAGGCAAUGGGCUUCAAGAAGGAUCUUAGCUGUUAUGUUGCUGGGUUUUGGUAUUGGCGCGGUUUAUCACGGGAUGCCACUGGGUCUCGGAACGCUGUCGUUUGAUCUGUAUUUGAGUGUGACGUUCAAUGCUUUAUCGGAGCUGCCAUCGUCUCUUUUAACCAUCGUAUUGAUUGGCAAGUUCAACAGAAGAAGUGCUAUUUGGGUAUUCACCAUCAUGAGUGGGAUUUUCAGUCUCUUAUCGGUGAUGAAGUUUGGGAAAACAUGGAUGCAGCUGGAAAUGGGGUUCGAGUUGGUGUCGUUUUUCAGCGCUUGCACUGCGUUUAAUAUAUACUCAGUUCAGACAUUAGCUAGGGCUAUACAGAGGAAGAUGGAAAGCUCAAAGAUAAGUCUAUUUUGUGCUGUCUCUUUUCUCUUCGUCUCCCUUGUGGCGAGCGAUCGUCUAAUUCUCUCAAGCUUCGUUCCUUCUGGUUCUUCUAACCCUGAACAAGCUUUUCAGAAACCGUCUUCUUCUGUUUCAGCCAUCUAUGGUCCUUAUGUCAACUAUGGCGUGAAGAGGCUUGUUCCUUCAGGUCCAAAUCAAGAGAAAUCACCUGAGUCGCCACAUUCAAACAUGAACUAUAACAUGAAGAGGCUUGUUCCUUCAGGUCCGAAUAAUGAGAAAUCACCUGAAUCCCCUCAUUCAAACGUGAACUAUAACAUGCAGAGGCUUGUUCCUUCGGGUCCCAAUCCUUUGCACGAUGGCAUUGUUCCUCUUCCUACUAAUAAGGGAUCGAUGAAUUGA